AUAGAGCAAAGUUGAUAGACAUUUUGAAUUCACGAGGUGUCAGGACCUGAAACAAAGAAAAGCAAUGCCACCCAUUUAAAAAGAGAGAGAAAGCUGAAGAAGACAUCACAAGAAUCAGAAAAAGAAAUUAGCCACACAGAGAGAGAGAGAGAGAGAGAGAGAGAGAGAGAGAGAGAUGCGUCGGUUAAGCAACACGGUGAUCGGCUUCCUGAACCUUUUUACACUCUUAGCUUCAAUACCCAUCAUUGGUGGAGGCUUAUGGAUGGCAAGGAAUAGCACAUCCUGUGAGAGUUUCCUCCAAACCCCACUUCUAGUUGUGGGUUUUGUUGUCCUUGUUAUUUCCCUAGCUGGUUUCAUUGGGGCAUGCUUUCAUGUAGCAUGGGCACUUUGGGUUUACUUAGUGGUCAUGUUGUUCCUUAUUGGAACUCUAAUGGCUUUGACUGUGUUUGGUUUUGUGGUCACAAGCCAAGGUGGUGGUGUUGAAGUACCUGGUAGGGUUUAUAAGGAGUAUCGUUUACAGGACUACUCACCUUGGUUGAGGAAUAGGAUUAAGGAUCCUAAUUAUUGGAUGACUAUUAGGAGUUGUAUAUUGGGCUCUAAGACUUGUGCCAAGAUUGCUCUUUGGACACCUCUUGAUUAUCUUGAGAAGGACAUGUCUCCAAUACAGUCUGGUUGCUGUAAGCCACCAACUUCAUGCAAUUACAACAUGGCAACAGCGGUAGCCCAAGACCCGGAUUGCUACCAUUGGAACAAUGCGCCCGACUUGUUGUGCUACGAGUGUGAUUCUUGCAAGGCCGGGGUGCUUGAGAAUGUGAGAAGGGAUUGGCACAAGCUCUCUGUUCUAAACAUUGUAAUGCUUGUGUUCCUUAUUGGGAUUUAUUCAAUCGGCUGCUGCGCUUUCCGAAACACAAAACGAGCUGAAACUGAAUACCCUUAUGGCGAAAACCGAGUCAAACAUAUCAAACCCAGAUGGGAUUAUCACUGGUGGAGAUGGUUGCAAGACAAAAGAGAAGGGCUUUAUUAGCUAAAGAAGUUCUGAUGUUCUCUCAGAUUCAGUUUGUGUUCCUGAGUGCUCUAAUACAGAUGGGACAGACAAUGCAGUUUAUUUUCCAGUGUUGCAUUUGAGAUCUCCAUGUCUUCUUUUUAUUUUACAGACUUCUUUUGCUGCUUUUUGUACAAAGAUGGAUUUUAACUUUAAUCAAAGAUCAUAUUAUUAGUUAAUACCAGUAGCUUUUACUUUCA
Quercus lobata is the source of this 1242-nucleotide messenger RNA. RefSeq names its product tetraspanin6 (gene TET6). The record is from RefSeq and is a predicted model, not a curated record. Gene Ontology annotation, cellular component: membrane. NCBI's taxonomy places the organism in Eukaryota, Viridiplantae, Streptophyta, Magnoliopsida, Fagales, Fagaceae. The transcript has 3 exons. Gene Ontology annotation, biological process: auxin-activated signaling pathway. The coding region runs from base 176 to 1024 and encodes 282 amino acids.